Molecule: messenger RNA, 1242 nt
Organism: Salvelinus namaycush (lake trout)
Lineage: Eukaryota; Metazoa; Chordata; Actinopteri; Salmoniformes; Salmonidae
Product: gastrula zinc finger protein XlCGF49.1-like
Exons: 2
Biological process (GO): regulation of transcription by RNA polymerase II
Molecular function (GO): RNA polymerase II cis-regulatory region sequence-specific DNA binding; DNA-binding transcription factor activity
Source: RefSeq, a predicted model, not a curated record
GAAAGAAGACGACGAGGAGGAGACAGAAGAUCUGAUUAAGACCAGAGAGAAAUCAGACUCUCACUCUGACAGCGAAAAGAGUCCUUCAGGGGGACCAGACCCAGUGACACCCAAACCAGCGAGACGACACCACUGCUCCCAAUGUGAAAAGAGAUUUUCCCUAUCAUGGGACCUAAAACGGCAUGAGAGGAUACACACAGGAGAAAGGCCUUUCCAAUGUUCCCAGUGUGGAAAGAGUUUUACUUUGUUAGGAAACCUGAGGGAGCAUAAGAGAAUACACUCUGGAGAGAAACCGUACAACUGUUCCCAGUGUGGAAAGAGUUUCGCCUGGUUAAGGAGCCUGAAGGAGCAUGAGAGGAUACACACAGGGGAAAAGCAUUUCCAAUGUUCCCAUUGUGGAAAGCGUCUUAACCGCUUAAGGAGCCUGAAGGAGCAUGAGAGGAUACACACAGGGGAAAAGCCUUUCCAAUGUUCCCAGUGUGGAAAUAGUUUUACCUGCUUAGGGAGCCUGAAGGCACAUGAAAGGAUACACACAAGGGAAAAGCCUUUUCAAUGUUCUCUGUGUGGAAAGCGGUUUACCCAGUUUGGGACCCUAAAAGAGCAUGAGACAACACACACAAAAGAAAAGCCCUACCAAUGCUCCCUGUGUGGAAAGAGUUUUAUCAAUUUAAGACGUCUGAAUAAGCAUGCAAUAAUACAUACACAGGAGGAGAAGACAUACCGCUGCUCUCAUUGUGGAAAGACAUUUUCCCGGUCAGAGGACCUGAAAUCACAUGAGAGAAUAGAGAGGCUGUGUUCCGACUUAUGUUUUUGACCUGAGAAUUUAGGUUUUUGUUUCUGCCAAAUGAAAUCAUUAACAAACUAGACCUACUUUUGUUUUAGUUUUCAUCUGGAGAUGAUAAAUACUAUACAAUGUGUUUGAUUAUGAACUUUAAUCCAUUGCAUACAAGUAUAAACCCUCUAAUAUUGUUCAUUAUAUAUUUGGGAUAUUGCUAAAUGUUAAUUACUUUAUAGAUGAAUGGAGUUUUGGAUUUCUUGAUUCUAAUCUUAAACCUCUUGAAUUUGAUUUGAUCUGGCUUUCACUAAAUGAAUUUGAAUACAUGAUUUAGAUAUUGAAUAGAUUAAUAGAAUGUGCAUUUCUUGAAUUUAGUUGUUUUGUUUCAUUGAGUUAAUUUGUGUAUUAGUCGUCAAGCUAAAGGACUAUGAAAAUGUGAUGCUGUUUUUAUAAUAAAGUUGUUGACA